Molecule: messenger RNA, 6002 nt
Organism: Phymastichus coffea
Lineage: Eukaryota; Metazoa; Arthropoda; Insecta; Hymenoptera; Eulophidae
Gene: na
Product: sodium leak channel NALCN
Exons: 26
Coding region: 243-5495 (1750 amino acids)
Biological process (GO): transmembrane transport; monoatomic ion transport
Cellular component (GO): membrane
Molecular function (GO): monoatomic cation channel activity
Source: RefSeq, a predicted model, not a curated record
UCGAGAGGGUUGCAGUGCCCCAGCGAAGGAGAGUCGAGAUGAGAGGCUAGAUCGACUUUGUCGGGAUGCUGUGCGCGAAAAAGCGACGACACCUCACGUGAAGAAUCUGUCGCGAUGAUCGCGCGCGACCACGCCAUUCCUUGCGUCGAAGGAUAGAUUUUGCUGCUACGAACGUAGAGUGCUGUCGAGGCAGCACUCUGCGAACAAAAGGCAUCAAGAUUGCGAACGUAAUUCCCGUAUCGAUGCUGGGCCGCAAGCAGAGCUUGAAGGGCGAGCCCGUACUAGCCGACUACGGACCGGAGGAGUCCCUCAAUGAGAGCACCGACAUUGAGUGGGUCAACAAGCUCUGGGUUCGUCGGCUGAUGCGAGCUUGCGCCCUUCUCUCGCUGGCCUCGGUAUGCAUGAACACUCCGAAGACCUUCGAGAAGUACCCGCCCACUCAGUACAUCACUUUCACGAUCGACCUCGUGGUCACGUUUCUCUUCACGGCCGAGAUGAUCGCCAAAAUGCACAUUCGCGGGAUACUCAAGAGCGAGAAAGCGUACCUGAAGGAUCACUGGUGCCAAUUCGACGCGAGCAUGGUCCUCUUUCUGUGGAUGUCGGUGAUUCUGCAGAUGUUCGAGAUGUUGGGUUUCGCCAGCACGACUUUCAGUUACGCGUCGACCUGUCGAGCUCCGCGUCCGCUCAUUAUGAUUCGCUUCUUGCGCGUCUUCCUCAAAUUCUCCAUGCCGAAAGCUCGAAUCAAUCAGAUCUUCAAGCGCUCGAGCCAGCAGAUCUACAAUGUCACCCUGUUCUUCCUGUUCUUCAUGUCGCUUUACGGACUACUGGGCGUGCAGUUUUUCGGCCAGCUCACCAAUCAUUGCGUGCUGAACACCACCGAUCCAUCGCACAUCACCAUCAACAGCCUCGCGAUUCCGGACACUUUUUGCUCGACCGAUCCUGAGUCCGGCUAUCAGUGCCCCGAAGGCAUGAAGUGUCUCAAGCUCGAGCUUUCCAAAUACAUUAUGGGCUUCAACGGAUUCGACGAAUUCGCGACGAGUAUCUUCACGGUGUACCAGGCAGCCUCUCAGGAAGGCUGGGUGUUCAUAAUGUACCGGGCGAUCGACAGUUUGCCGGCGUGGCGAGCGAUCUUGUACUUCAGCACGAUGAUCUUCUUCCUGGCGUGGCUGGUGAAGAACGUCUUCAUCGCCGUCAUCACGGAGACCUUCAACGAGAUACGCGUGCAGUUCCAGCAGAUGUGGGGAGUUCGCGCGACCAUCAGCAACAGCUCGGCCUCUCAGAUGCUGACCGGCGACGAAACUGGUUGGCGGCUCAUCACGCUCGACGAGAACAAACACGGGGGCUUGGCUUCGCCCUUCUGCCAGAUGAUCCUCCGAUCGCCGCAAUUCCGGAUGGUCGUCAUGUGUGCUAUUUUGGCCAACGGCAUCACGACCGCGACGAUGAAUUUCAAGCACGACGAGAGGCCAAGGCACACGUUCUACGAUAAAUAUUAUUACGCGGAGAUUGCCUUUACGAUUUUACUGGAUCUCGAGACGAUUUUCAAGAUCUAUUGCCUGGGCUUCCGAAGUUAUUAUAAGCACUCCAUUCACAAGUUCGAGCUGCUACUGUCCAUCGGGACAACUAUUCACGUUUUACCUUUCUUCUACUUGUCUGGCUUUACCUAUUUCCAGGUCUUGAGGAUCGUCCGCUUGAUCAAAGCGUCCCCGAUGCUCGAAGACUUCGUCUACAAGAUCUUCGGUCCGGGCAAAAAACUCGGCAGCCUGAUUAUUUUCACGAUGUGUUUGCUCGUCAUAUCGUCCAGCAUCUCGAUGCAGCUCUUUUGCUUUCUGUGCGAUUUCACGAAAUUCGAAACUUUUCCGGAAGCUUUUAUGUCUAUGUUUCAAAUCCUGACUCAAGAAGCUUGGGUCGAAGUCAUGGACGAAACCAUGAUACGCACGCACGAGUCGAUCGCCCCGCUGGUCGCUGUUUACUUCAUACUCUACCAUCUUUUCGUCACAUUGAUCGUGCUGAGUCUUUUCGUCGCAGUCAUUUUGGAUAACUUGGAGCUUGACGAAGACAUCAAAAAGCUGAAGCAGCUUAAGUUCCGGGAGCAGAGUGCUGAAAUCAAAGAGACACUGCCGUUUAGGUUGAGAAUUUUCGAAAAGUUCCCGGACAGUCCACAGAUGACAUGCCUGCACAAAGUUCCUUCGGAUUUCAAUCUGCCGAAAGUUCGCGAGAGUUUUAUGAGGCAAUUCGUGUACGAAGUGGAGGACGAAGAAAACGAGGGCACGAGAAAAGCCAGCGAGCUGUUCGACUCGAAAAUGGUUUAUCGCAAGCAACGACCUCUCGAGCUCUUAAACAAGCCUCCUAAAGCCAGAGUCGUCGAAACGAGUUUCAAGAAGGCUGCCGUCACCUACAUUAUCAAUCGUGCUUUUUGUUUUAGCGAUUCGAACAAUCAAAGGUUACUUCUGGGCGACUCCGCGAUGAUACCAGUUCCAGGUAAAGGACUGCUAAAGCCACAGGGAACAGUCAACAAUACCAAGCAGUUGCGCAUCGAUCAAAAAAAAUCGAUACGCAGAAGUGUGAGAAGCGGCUCGAUCAAGCUGAAGCAGACGUACGAGCACCUGAUGGAAAACGGCGACGUUGGAGCCAUCAACCGCAUGACUUCGUCUCGCAGCGGCCGACCUCACGACUUGGACAUCAAACUGUUGCAGGCCAAACGGCAGCAGGCUGAAAUGAGAAGAAAUCAACGGGAAGAAGAUCUGCGAGAGAAUCAUCCAUUCUUCGACACGCCUCUGUUCGUGGUGCCACGAGAGAGCAGAUUCCGCAAGCUCUGCCAGUUGUUGGUGUACGCGCGGUACGACGCAAGAUUGAAGGACCCUCUCACCGGCAAGGAGAGAAAAGUCCAGUACAAGAGCUUGCACAACUUCCUCGGCCUCGUCACUUAUCUCGACUGGGUGAUGAUCCUCGCCACCACUUUCUCCUGCAUCUCGAUGAUGUUCGAGACCCCAAAGUACAGAGUAAUGGAAGUGCCAGCUCUGCAAAUCGCCGAGUACGGCUUCGUCAUAUUCAUGAGCAUCGAGUUGGCUUUGAAAAUCCUCGCGGACGGCUUGUUCUUCACACCAAAGGCCUACAUCAAAGACGUCGCUUCGAUUCUCGACGUUUUUAUUUACGUGGUAAGCUUGGUGUUUCUCUGCUGGAUGCCUCGCAGCGUUCCACCAAACUCGAGCGCUCAGCUGCUGAUGAUUCUUCGCUGCGUUCGCCCUCUGAGGAUCUUCACUCUGGUGCCGCACAUGAGAAAAGUCGUGUACGAAUUGUGUCGAGGCUUCAAAGAGAUCUUACUCGUGUCGAUAUUGCUGAUCCUGCUGAUGUUCAUAUUCGCCAGUUACGGAGUUCAGCUAUACGGCGGCCGACUGGCACGGUGCAACGACCCCACAAUAAUCAAGCGAGAAGAAUGCGUCGGAGUAUUCAUGAGAAGAGUUUUCGUGACCAAGAUGAAGCUGCAACCAGGGCCUAACGAAAGUUAUCCCUCGAUCCUCGUACCGAGAGUCUGGGCGAAUCCACGUCGAUUCAAUUUCGACAACAUAGGCGAUGCCAUUUUGGCGCUAUUCGAGGUCCUGUCGUUCAAAGGCUGGCUGGACGUCCGAGACGUGCUGAUAAAAGCUCUGGGCCCCGUGCACGCGAUUUACAUCCACAUAUACAUCUUCCUUGGCUGCAUGAUUGGCCUAACGCUGUUCGUCGGUGUUGUUAUCGCCAAUUAUUCGGAGAACAAAGGCACAGCUUUGCUCACCGUCGAUCAGAGACGAUGGUGCGACUUGAAAAAGCGACUGAAAAUUGCUCAGCCGUUACACCUGCCGCCAAGACCGGACGGCCGUAAGUUCCGAGCUUUCAUCUACGACAUCACCCAGAACAUUUACUUCAAACGCUUCAUCGCCGUGAUGGUUCUCAUAAACAGCUCGCUUCUGUGUGUUUCGUGGAGAGUCGAAGAAGAGCACACCGAAGCUUUAGCCACAGUUUCCAUUAUACUGACGUUGAUCUUUCUCGUGGAAGUUAUUAUGAAAAUUAUCGCGUUCACUCCUCGUGGCUACUGGCAGUCGAGGAGAAAUCGUUACGAUCUUCUCGUGACCGUCGUUGGAGUCGUUUGGAUUAUCAUAUACUGCACGAUGACGAUGGAUCUAUCCUACGUGAUUGGGUUCAUGGUAGUGAUAUUGCGAUUUUUCACGAUAACCGGCAAGCACACGACAUUGAAGAUGCUCAUGCUGACAGUCGGCGUGUCGGUGUGCAAAAGCUUCUUCAUCAUCUUUGGCAUGUUUCUACUGGUGUUUUUUUACGCGCUCGCCGGUACCAUCAUCUUCGGAACUGUGAAGUAUGGCGAAGGCAUCGGAAGACGAGCGAAUUUCGAGUCACCAGUCACGGGCAUAGCCAUGCUAUUCCGGAUCGUCACGGGCGAAGAUUGGAAUAAAAUAAUGCACGACUGCAUGGUGCAACCUCCUUACUGUACUCCGGCACCGAAUUACUGGGAGACCGAUUGCGGCAAUUUCCACGCGUCUCUAACCUACUUUUGUACUUUCUACGUGAUCAUCACUUACAUCGUUUUGAACCUGUUAGUGGCUAUAAUCAUGGAGAACUUCUCGCUGUUCUAUUCCAACGAGGAAGACGCUCUGCUGUCUUACGCGGAUAUUCGCAAUUUCCAAAACACGUGGAACGUUGUUGACAGCCAUCAGAGAGGAGUGAUCCCCGUGCGAAGGGUGAAAUUUAUUUUGAGAUUGCUGAAGGGCCGCUUAGAAACUGAUCCGCAGAAAGACAGAUUGCUUUUCAAGUAUAUGUGUUACGAGCUGGAACGUCUGCACAACGGAGAGGACGUGACUUUUCACGAUGUCAUCAAUAUGCUGUCGUAUCGAUCUGUCGAUAUACGGAAGGCCUUGCAAUUGGAAGAGCUUCUUGCCCGCGAGGAGUUCGAGUACAUAAUCGAGGAGGAGGUCGCCAAGCAGACUAUAAGAACGUGGCUCGAGGGUUGCUUGAAGAAAAUACGCGCGAAGCAGCAGAACAGCCUGAUAGCGGGGCUCAGAGCCACGAACGAAAUAUCAGCCACAGCGGUGCAGGAGCACAUAGAGGAAAAGAAAGAGAGCGUUGUCGAUCGCGAGGAAGAGCCCGAGGCCAAAGACGCGGACGGAUUGCGACACAGAGCCAAGAAACCCGCAGGACUUCCCAGAUCCGAUAGCAUCGGCAGCACUUCCGGCAGGAAAUAUCUUGCGCCAACGCUUUCCGAUCCUGCUUCGGUCAGAUCGGACAAAGACAAGAUCGCAGCUACUAAAAAGCGCAACAGCCGGCCUCCGCCUGCAGCCGUGAAGAACAAUUUGCCCCACGUGACGGAAGGUGCGGAGCAGCCGCGAAUACAGAGAGAAAUACUUAGUACAAAGAUGUCGCCGCCAAAGUCGUCCAACGUCAUCGUCGAAGUUCGCGAUUGGUGGCGAGAGCAAUUAGCUUACAACACUGAUACUAGUGACGACGAUUAGACCAAAAUCUGAUUACCAAUCGAAAAAUGAAACAUUCAAGUUUUUAUACUGUUUUCCAUGAUUAAUCGCUUUUUUGUUUUUUAGAUUAUUCCCUUAAAAAUUCGCAUGUUUUCAGAGUGGCUGCUUUGGUAUCACACAAGUAGUUAUUUCCACAGGUGAACACAAGCGUGAAAAACUUAAUUCUCAUCGAAUCUAAAUGCCCCUGUAAAAUUUGAGAAGGGUAUUUGGCUCGUAUCGAGUCAUUUUUAGCCUACAAGGCAUAUUAAAGUACAGUAAAAAUUAAUCCCGAUCAUUUACAAUAUUGUAAUAUUUAACAUUAUCUCUACCAUUUAUAGAUAUUUUAUAUUAGAAAACAUGUAUGCGAAUUAGUUAAAAGUAAUAUAUCAACAUACAUUUAUUAGAACACUAACAAUGCUGUAAGUGUUAAUAAAAUAAGUUGAAAUUCAUAAAGAUUUAUUGAAAACACAUUCAGAGCUUCACUGUAAUGAAUGCCAAUUGUUACUUUUG